GGCGAAACGAAAAAAGUGUCAAAGUUAUUUAUGAAAACCGCUUCAACAAAAAAAAGAACAAAUUAAUGAGGAGGGAUCAAAUACAAAGUCAUAUGCAAGUGAGCUAGUCCUGCGGCGAUCGUUCGAGAAAGAGGAUCUUUCUUUCGUUUUCAUUUCAAUAUAAAAAAAAUAAGUGAAAAUAAUAGACAAUGAAAUCAUUCGUGUCAGUUCCAUCAAACAGCGAUUUUUCCAUUUACAAUUUACCAUACUGUGUGUUUUCAACACAACAAAAUGCGAAAAAGCGUAUUGGUGUUGGCAUUGGCCAGUUGAUUCUGGAUUUAUCAACUGUUACCGAUUUCUUUGCACCAGAGUUUGUUGACGCAUUAAAUGAUGAAGUACUCAAUUCAUUGAUGGCUUUAACUCCAGCAGCAUGGAAAUCCAUUCGGAACACCAUUCAAAAUUUGUUGCUUGAAAAUUCGGAAUUAGACCGAAACGAUGCAUUAAAAGAGAAAGCAUUCAUUGAGCAAAAAAAUGCCGCAUUCCAUGUGCCCGCUAAGAUUGGCGAUUAUACUGAUUUCUAUUCGUCAAUUCAUCAUGCAACAAAUGUUGGUAUUAUGUUUCGAAGCAAAGAGAAUGCGUUAAUGCCCAAUUGGAAACACUUACCCGUUGGAUACCAUGGUAGAGCUAGCUCAAUUGUUGUGUCCGGCACUCCAAUACAUCGACCAUACGGUCAAACAUUGCCGGUUGAUGGUGCCGAUCCAGCAUUUGGACCGUGCCGAUUGCUCGACUUUGAAUUGGAAAUGGCCGUCUUUGUGGGUGGUGCACCAACGAAAUUGGGCGAACGUGUCAAUGCUGAACAAGCUGUAGACCACAUCUUUGGCUUCUCUUUGAUGAACGAUUGGAGCGCCAGAGACAUUCAAAAAUGGGAAUAUAUUCCGCUUGGACCAUUUACCGCAAAAAAUUUCGGCACCACUCUGUCACCGUGGGUUAUUCCAGUUGCCGCAUUAGAACCAUUUGCCGUUGAUAAUUUUCCACAAGAUCCAACUCCAUUCGCUUAUUUACAACAUAAGAAACCAUUCAAUUUUGAUAUUGUACUCGAAGUCAGCUUGAAACCUCAAAAUGGUGUUGAAUCUGUGAUUUGUAUGUCAAAUUACAAGUAUCUGUACUGGACAGCUUUACAACAACUAGCCCAUCAUACAGUGACGGGAUGCAAUUUGAAUCCGGGUGAUGUCUUUGCAUCGGGAACUAUCAGCGGUGAAACACCCGAUUCAUAUGGAUCAAUGCUCGAAUUAAGCUGGAAAGGAACCAAGUCAAUUUUAUUGAAAAACAAUGAAACUCGCAAAUUCCUAGCUGAUGGGGAUGAAGUCAUCAUUCGGGGCUAUUGUCAGAAAGAUAAUGUUCGCAUCGGUUUCGGUGAAUGUUCAGGAGUUGUUUUACCAGCCAUUCCAUUGGAACAAUGCACGUGAUUAAAGAGAAAUUAAAUGAGACAACCAAAAGUACAUACGAAGAUUCUGUAAUGCCUCCAAUGUGGAUAGCAUAUAACAACUAAAUGUUUUACUACGGAAAAUGUAUAAUUGAUUCCUUCUUUUAAUUUUGAUUAAUCAAAUAAAAUUCGAGCAAAAAAUUCAUAUAUUCUAUUAGAAUACUGGGAUGACCAUUCUAGAAGAAAAGUUGUGAGUCAGACUGCAGUUAUGCUGUAAUUUGACAUCUCGAUUCAUGAUCUCACUCAUUCUCUCUUUCUCUAUCAACAAUAACAGCGACGUUUUUUGGCACAGAAAUUAAAUGUUGUUGCAAAAAGUACACACACGCACGACAAAUGAACAAUCCACUACGUGAUGUCGGCCAGGUUAUGUGGAAAUCGUGUGUAUGUUUGGUCGUGUCACCGAAACCACCGAUUCCAGCCAGAGAUCGGCGCCGAUACGAAGCGAAAUUUUCAAACAACGUACAUGUGUACGCAUGAGCUAAAAAUGAAUGUGGCGAACCAAAUGCAUAUACAUAUUUUAAUACAAACGCACCAUUUAUGAUGACAAUUUCAUUAUAUUUUCUUUCUAUCAAACUUAUAAUGUUCGUGUUCAUGCAACAAGCAACAUUAGUCCGAGUUUCCUAACAAAUUCGUUCAAUUUCUUUUUCAUACUCGUAACAAUAUUCUGGUUUUUUUUUCUAUCUCUCUCUCCCCAUUGUUCGCUUGUUUGCUGUUUUUUCUCUUUUUAUAUAUUUGUUUCACGCUCGUUAUCAUCAUCGACAUUGUAUUCUAAACAUAAACUCCCAUUUGUAGACUCGCAUCCAGAGGCUUCUCCUUGCGAACUGACUUUAAUUCUCUCCACUGUGUUUAGAAUAUGUUGAAAUGCAUCGUUUUCAUUCGAUAUGUUUGAUGGUGUUUUUCUUGUUGCCAGGAGUUCUUUUAAACGGUUCAACUUGAUAUUUGUCUGCUUUCUUUGGCGUUCUGCUAGAGCGCCUUGACGGUCCUUCCGCUUUGGUAAGGCUAUGUCGCUGGCGCGUUCCACUUGAUGUCUGCUCAUUAACUACAAUCUUUCCACACGAAACGGCUGCACUUCCAGCCCCAACGCUUUCCUCAAAAAUGCCAGAAGAUUCUUCCAUUUCCUUUGAUGUUGACUGAAGUGAUUCAUUGCAAAUUCAUAUCACCACUGAUGAGUAUGUUGGUGGACUCACCAGCCGAUGCAAAGGUAUCAUCAUCCACACGGCUCACAUCCGAAUGUUGAUUGUAUGGAGAUGAUUGAGACGAUGAAACAUUUUGCUCAUCGACAUAGUCAUCACAGGAAUCCAUCGUUGCAGGAACACCUGAGUUAUUGUCUCUAACAUUGGCAUCACCACUGAUGACUCGACCAUCAUCAUCAUCAGCAACACUGCGCGGUUUAAUAGUUUCAACUUUUGAAUGGGAUGUUCGAAUAUCAUUUAUCCCGGUUCGUCAACCCGUUCCGUCGUUAACCAGUUCGGUUCGAUUUUAAACGCGUUUUGAUGCCAUAUCGAUAGCUAACUCUUUCCAUGUGAAUGUCGAAUUUUUUGCGUUUUUUAUCUCGAUGCAGAAGAUGCAAACUCGGCAGUCCUUCGUCUUGUUUUCCCAACGAACCUAAAAUCAAAAAACAAAACAAAUCACACAUAACAGAUGAAAAGAAUAUAGAAUCUCCAAGGACAGAUGGAAUUGGCUUUUGGCCAACAAGUGGAAAAUGCGUUUCAAUUGUUCGAAUAUUUUCUAAUUUUUCUUGUACUCACCGUACCAAGAUCCAUCCGUUUCGUUAUUCCAAUAAUAUGGGCUAGCUGUAUGCAAGCCGGCACCAUUCUUCUGUAUAAUCAUGCAUGCCACUGUGAAUCAAUUGCAAAAAAAAACAUUUGAGUAAAGUACAGAUAAACCUUAGCUCUAGCAAUCUGUGCCAUUUUUCAUAAGGCGUCUCCACUCGCAUUGAGUUUGUAUUGUGAAUGUUAAGGUGCGUGCAACGCCCUUCAAUGUAAAAAACAAUACAAGUGGAGAUGAUACACGGGAUUUAUCUGUACUUUCAAUUUCAAUUAGCGACAAUAUGACUCUCGAUGAAGAGCUCCAUCUUAUCAAUGUCUUUGUAUGGUUUCUGGAGUUUUGUUAAAAGACUUAAGCAAUUGUCUACAACGGUUUUAGUCCAUUAUCAUGUUGAUAUGCAUUUCUACCAAUUGUGUUUUCGAUGCCUUCUUCGAUUGUUUUUCUCACAUCUCACAUCAUCGAAUUGAUUCUGUACGAGAAAAAAGACAAAACAACAAAACCAAAUUGAAACAAUGGUAUAUACUCAGUUAUACAGCAACAACUGCAUGAACAAUGAUGUAUGUUGUCGACUAGCAACCAACACCAAACACAAACGAAACACUUACCUCAUCUUUAAUUUCAUUAAUCAUAGUUUCGUUCGAUUAAACUCUAUUUCCCAAUCCAGAUAAUUUCAAAGCUAAAUAUUCUUAAAUACACCAGAUUGAUUUUCGAAAUGAAUAAAAUUUAAACAGUAAAUUUGUUGUUUAUUGCGUUAGCAUUGAAAAAUUCAA
This is a messenger RNA of Sitodiplosis mosellana (orange wheat blossom midge), 3999 nucleotides long. It is a transcript of the gene Faa, whose product is annotated as fumarylacetoacetase. The record is from RefSeq and is a predicted model, not a curated record. The transcript has 5 exons. NCBI's taxonomy places the organism in Eukaryota, Metazoa, Arthropoda, Insecta, Diptera, Cecidomyiidae. Bases 189 to 1445 code for a protein of 418 amino acids. Gene Ontology annotation, biological process: L-phenylalanine catabolic process; L-tyrosine catabolic process; homogentisate catabolic process. Gene Ontology annotation, molecular function: fumarylacetoacetase activity.